UGGUUGAUAAAGGCCCAGGCCCAAAAUCUAGUGUCACCAGGCGUCGCCGUUCAAGACCCGGAGGACGAGCGAUGUCUUCCCAAAUCCCAACCGCGAGGUUUUCCUUUUCAUUCUUCCUUCCAAGCUCUCUCAACUCCCGCAGCUGCCGCAAUACUCAGACACAGAGAAGAGCCGUCAAACGCCGAGAUAGUGAAGUAAGUAACGAAACGCCGGCCAAACGAGAUGGAGAAGAAGCCGAAGAGCUCAAGGAAGGGGAAGAAAGCAUGGAGAGCCAACAUAAGCACCGACGACAUUGAUGAGUACAUCGAGAAAUCAACCAAAGACGCUCUCACCGGCGGUUCCCUCGCCGAGGUCCCCAAUGAAUCCCUAUUUUUUGUGGAUAAAUCCAAAGACCUUUCCGUGAAGAGGAAAAUUGAAAAGCAUAGAGAGAAAGUGCUCCACUGUGACAGUGUUCUGCAAAGGAACCCUUUUGUCAAGGCAAUCCCUUCUUCAAAUGAUAAGAGGAAGUCUAGCAUGAAGAAGAAGAAAAAGAAUAUGAAAGACUCUAAGGGUUCCACAUCGAAAGAUGAUGCCAUUAAGAAUGAUGAGUCUGGGGUUGUUGACUUGUGGGAAAAUGAAGCUGAAGGCGAUGUCAGAGCUCGGAAGAUAGUCAAAACUUCAGUUAUUCCUGCAGUGGAAGUUGACCCUCCUGGAUGUUCAUUCAAUCCCCAUUUUGAAGCCCAUCAGGAUUCAUUGGCACAAGCUGUUGCUCAAGAGAUGCAGAAAGUCUAUCAAAGCGAGCUGGGACCUCAGCCUGUCCCUUUAACUGUUCAAGGAGAUGCUAUUGAGGAGGAAGAGAUGUACUUUCUUGAAGUUGAUAAUGUAGAUGAUGAAGCAAAUGAUGAGAAUGAAGCUGAUCCAGAAAAGAGUUCUUCCAUGAAGAAAAUGGUGACAAGAGUCGAGUUCAAUAGAAGAGCUAGACUGAAAGACCGGCAGAAAAAAGAAGCAGAAGCCAAAAAGAAAGCAGAAAUCUCGAAAGAAAUCGAUAGCUUACCAGAAAUCAUAAAAGAAAUAGCCAAAGAAGAUGAAGAGAAGCAAAAGAGAAAGAUGCGUCGGAUAGUAGCAAAGGAGGAAAGAUCAAAACAGCAACCCCCACGCCUGGGCAGGCACAAAUUUGUGCCUGCUCCUACUCAAGUACUGUUGUCGGAAGAGAUUAGUGGCUCGCUUCGCAAGUUGAAGGCGUGCUGCACUCUCGCCACAGACCGGUUUAAGAGCCUGGAGAAAAGAGGACUGAUCCCUCCCUCUGCCAACAAGAGAAGAAGACGGCAAGUUUGAAUUACUACCCUUCUUUUUCGUGCCUGUGAACACUUGUUCUGGGUUAGUUUACAUGAUCUCCUGCCUAAGCGAACCUCCAAUUAUAAAAUGGCUUAUGAAUUGCUCUUCUUGACAGGUGAGAAGCAGUCGGAGUUCUUGACGAUGGAGAUGCUUCGACGUGGAAGCAAGCUGUUGGCAGCAUAAACGACCGAAGAAUCGAAGAUGGGUUUUCGUUUUCAAACAUUCUGCAUUCUUCAAAUUUUGUAAUCCUCAACUAUAUGGAAAUCAGGAGUUGCGUUGGAUAUGUUUCAUUUCAUGUAAUUUCACUCUUGCGCUAAUAGUAAAACACAUUUAAGACUCCUUUUUCUCCUAUUGUCUACCAUCAUUUUCAUUUGAUCCCUCGACAAUAAAACAAAUGUGGGCUUUUUUAGUGAGCCGACAGACAUUACGAAUGGGCUCUGUACACAAUCCUUCAGCCCGGGCAGUCGCAAACGACGCGUCAGCUCGCUCGCACCAUGAAAGUUUCCACUGCGAAAGGCGAAAGUUUCGUCUGACCAUUUGGCUUCGCAGGCCGCAGAGAGACAGAGAUGCGGAUUUUAGCAGCUCAUCUCCGAACGUAUCUGCGCGGGAGCCCCGCCGGAAAUGCGCAGCGAUCGCGAAAUUUCUGCUCCUCGUCGCCGUCGGUCAAUAGAGCAGAUGAGGCGGCGGCAGCGCUGGAGGAGGAAGCUGAGAGGAAAAUCGGGUGGUUGCUGAAGGUGAUCUUCGCCGGGACUGCCACCGCCAUCGGCUAUCAGUUCUUCCCUUACAUGGGAGAUAACUUGGUCCUUCAGUCGAUCUCGCUCUUGCAAGUGAAGGAUCCCUUCUUCAAAAGAACUGGCGCUUCUAGAUUAGCCAGUUAUGCUGUGGAUGAUGGGAGGAGAAUGAAGGUAGUGGAGCUGGGUGGUGCUCAAGGGCUGCUGAGCAUGUUGGAGGCAGCUGAAGAUGAUCGGACCCGCAAAGCUGCUCUUGAGGCUCUUGCAGCUUUGACCGAAUCAGAUAAAGCUGUUGGAGCUUUACACAAGGCAGGUGCGAUCCCGAUAGUUCAGUCUACUCCAAGUUCAGUGGAGGAAGCGGCCAUUGACAAGUACAAAACAAGCGUACUUAAGAGAUUCCAAGAUUUGAGAUACGAUGGUUCGUCUUAGCCACGGUGUGCCUAGCUUGUAAUGAAGCUAUCUGAAAGUAGGCUUAAAGAGUUAGAGUAGGUUAUACUGGUUAUCUGCUAUGCAAGUCAGUUUUGUUUCAGUUGCAUUUAUGAUGUACCUCUUGGUAGACUUGCUGUGAUCAAACAUAGGGGUCGAUGCAAACCUUCUCUCUAUGACUCUAUCUUUUAAGUCCCUUUUUUUCUUGGAAAAACUGAUGCAUUACAACUUGCUGGGUGCAAAGAUGCCCUCAGCAGAUGAUGCAAAAUCCAGUUUCGAACUUUCGGGUCCCGAGAUAUCUAUUUUGCGGGCAAAGAGAAGACUCAGUGAGCUAGUCUCACUGCAAGUAAAUUAUACUCAGGAUAGAGAAUUAGUAAGCAAUUGAGAUGGC
Linum tenue is the source of this 2862-nucleotide messenger RNA. Lineage: Eukaryota; Viridiplantae; Streptophyta; Magnoliopsida; Malpighiales; Linaceae. The record is from the annotation of a GenBank genome assembly.